Diabrotica virgifera virgifera (western corn rootworm) is the source of this 11168-nucleotide messenger RNA. Its product is annotated as leucine zipper putative tumor suppressor 2 homolog. The record is from RefSeq and is a predicted model, not a curated record. The coding region runs from base 435 to 2093 and encodes 552 amino acids. The transcript has 10 exons. NCBI's taxonomy places the organism in Eukaryota, Metazoa, Arthropoda, Insecta, Coleoptera, Chrysomelidae.
GCGAGUGAACACUUGACGAUCGCGAGAUCGCGGGCAGUUCUUGCACAGCUCGCUGGACCAGUCGGCAGUCAGUAAGUCAGUGGUCUCGAGAUCUUUCUCCUCGCGUCUUCCUUGGUUCUUCAGUGGGACGGUUCAUGUGAAUAAAUACAGUUUUCUAGGUCAAGACUAACUAUUCGACUGUUAAGUUUUUGUUAUUUUUAAUUGAUAUUGUUUUAAAAUUAUUGAGGAUUUAUGGUGAGUGCGCGGAAUUUGUGAUUUGGACAUUGUUUUGCUGAGUUUUUAUUUUGGAACCAGUUUAGUAUUUUUGGGCCCUCAUAAUUAUAGAUAGAUACAACUGGAACACUAUAGUAUCGUGUAAAAGAAGUAGUUUUAAAGUCAAAAGCUCACAAUCAAUUAGUGGAACAUUAAUUCUGGUUUCAAACAUGUGAAUAAAAAUGGGGACCAUCGACAGCGGAACAGAGACAUUAUUUUCCGACGAGUCCUCUUGUGAACUAGUGCGAUCCCCCAGUAUAUGCUCUGGAGAUGAAACCGAGGUUCAAAUGGAGGAUACCCGAUCCAUCAACAGCAGGUUGGGGCCUCCUAAUAUACAACCCUACAGCGGUGUCCUAGAAAAGGGAAAGGUGGUAAUCCGACCCAUCGCCUUCAAACCAUCAACUAUGACGAUGACCGGUUCGUCAAGGUUUGGUAUGGCAGGAGAACGAUACGGAUCCACACCGAUACUCACCAGGCCUGGUUCCAGGCUUACGCUUUACGGAAGUAGCAGCGAUUUACGACCACCAAAUAACGUAAACAACUACUCUCUAGAUAGAAAGUUACGGUCUUCGUGUCCGUCUUCGACUUGUUCUCCACCCUUAGCGAUGAGUUCGCUCUCUUCAUUACCCCACAGUCACAAACUCGUUAAUUAUGAUAGUUUAGAAAGUGUAAGAAAAUCGCCGAUGUCUAAUGCUGAUAGUUCUGGACCAAACAAACUUUCCUAUCGCGUAAUAUCAGCGUCAAACCAUAGUAGUAUGUUGGAUCUCACCCCAUCACCUUCUGAUUCAGGAAUUUCGGAACUGGAAGCCGCCCUUAGGGAUCGAGAUUCCGAACUGGCGUAUUUACGACAAACAAUGGAACACAACGAACAAGUCAUUUUCAGAGUAUACCAGGAGAAGGAGAAAGUCUGGGAAAGAGAACUGAAAAGACUGAAAACUGCCCAAGAAAAUAGACUCAGGACCAGCUCCCAAAAAGUACUUAAAUUAGAACAAAUGUUAAUGAUGCAAACGUAUCAAAUGCAACAAGAGAAAAAGAGAUUGUGUUCUGAUAUUCAGAGAUCUAAUAUGCAAUGUGAAAGGUUGCGUCAAGAAGUCACUGUUUUAAAAGGAAGAUUAGAAGAAACUGAAUGGGGAUUGUGCCAGAAAACUGGCGAAAUUUCUCUAUUAAAAAGUCAACUCAAAGAUCUUCAGAUUGAUCAAACUAAUAAAAACCAGGAGUUAAUCCUAUUCCGAACAGACCAACGUGAUCUUCGACAUCAACUGGAACAAAAAAACCAAGAACUAGAAAAUUUACAUUCAAUAACAAAUUCCAAAGAUGAAGAAAUUGAGGAGCUCAAAAGGCAAAUAGUACAACUAAAAGCCUUACCAUCACCAAUUUACGAAAAAACCAUGACAAUUCAUCCAAAUUAUGAAGAAACAGAAAAAUUAAAGGCAGAAAUUAAAGAACUGAGAGAAGAACUCUCAGAUAUGAGCUUAAAAGAUUAUUCCCAUGUGGAACCUGGAAGAAAUAAAGCACAUUAUAUCAAUGAGGAUGGUAGUAACGACCAUAUUGAAAUCAAGAAAAUAGAUAUUGAUGCAGAAGAAGAAAGCGUCAAUGAAAUAGAAACUCUUAAAAAGGAAAUAUCGGCUAAAUCCAAACAAUUUGAAAAUGAAAGAAGAAUCUGGGUACAAGAAAAAGAAAAGGUCCUCAGAUACCAGCGACAGCUACAAAUGAACUACGUCCAAAUGUUUAGAAGAACCAGAGCGCUGGAAGCUGAAAUUGAAAAUUUAACUGUAGAACUGGAGAUGGACAAAAGCGGGCUGAAGAAGAAGUUAGAACUAUCACAGACUAUUGACUUAUGAUGAAAUUGCUAAGGAAGUUACUUACUUUUUCUCGUGUAGAUGUGACGCUACAUUCUGAGUUAAAAGUCACGUAGCUUUCAACGUUUUUGAUUUAUAAGAAAAUUAGCAACUACUUUGAUAGACCAGGGCGGAUCUGUGAAAAAUCGUCAAUUUUUGGAUGUGCGGGGUGGCAUUCGGAUUUUUACAGAUAAAGUUAGGUGACAACUUCAAUAAUAAAAUUGACUUAUGCUCCUUCUCAAAUAUGCCCGGAACAUUAAUAAAAAAAUUAAAAUAUUUAAAAAUUUCGAAAAACAUAAAUUUUGUUCUAUUUUCUUUGCUUAUAACUUUAAAACGAUUCAUUUUGGAACAAAGUCGUAGCCAAAUAAAAUAAAGAUAAUUGAAUUUUGUAUGAUUUACGACUGGUUAAAAAUGUCUUUAAUUAUUACCCUUUCUGCAAAAUAGCAAUAAAUACAAAAUAAGGGGACAAAAUAAGCCUGUUUAUAUUUAAUGUUUUUAACCACCAAGGCCGGCGAUAACUGGCCUGCAAGGGAUACACCGCAGGCAGGCGCCCCUGUUUAGGGGGCGCCAAAAUGAGCUUUUUUCUGCUGGUGCUAUACAAAAUACUAAUUUAAAAGAAACCGAAGGCCGCCUAUGCUAGUUUUGCAGGCGGGCGCUUUAUAGCCUAGCGCCGGUACUGUUAACCACUUUGCUUGCACUUAGAACCUUCGUAAUUUGCUUACAAAAUUCAUAUAACAUACUUAAAUCGUCAACCAAAUUUCAUUAAAAUCGACCUGAUAGAUAGAUUUUGCAUAAUAAUUUUGUAAUCUAAAUUUUUUUUUAAAAGUUCAAAUUUUUUAAAAACUUUCUGAACAAAAAGUAGACCAUUUAGAAGUUGGCUAAUUUUUCUACAUAUAAAGAAGCGCUCUACCUAUCUAAUACAGUUUACAGAAUUAAAAUCGGAUUAUUUAAGCGGCCUCAGCACCGUUUUAAAGUUAUAAAAGAAUAAAUUCAUUUUCUCGAGAAUGGGAGAUAAAUCCCAAAACAGAUGGAUUUUUAUUUUUAAAUUCUAAUUUUUGGAUAUAUAUCAUACUAGUGACGUCAUCCGUCUUUGUGUGAUGACGUAAUCGAUGAUUUUUUUAAAUGAAAAUAGGGGCCGUGUGAUAGCUCAUUCGAAAGGAUAUUCAAUUUUGUAUUUAAUAAUAUAAACAUUAGCAUAAUUCAAAGUAAGUUAUCAAUCGAAGUAGCGCAGAAAACGACAAUAAAUAUCGUCUCCAUACCACCAGAUUGACAACAUGUGGACUACUUUCUUUGGUUACACCUCCUGAGAUUUUCAAAAUUUAUAAAUCAAAAAGGAUCCCGAGGAAAUUAAGAUGAGAGAAUUUUAAAUAAUUCACAACUCAUCUGCUCAGCGUGGUAAGUUCCUACAAGAAAGAUUCCAACACUCCUACAAAAGAGUAAAUGAAUUAAAAAUGUAUAAACAUUUUCAAUUUGUUAAAAUGGUUAAAUCUUGGAGUGCAGGAAGAGUCUAUACCGGUUUCGGAGGUCUUUUCCCCCUCAUCAGUAGUCCCAUAUCCUCUUCUCUCCGACUUAUCCACGUAUCAUACUUUGGGCCUUUCCGAAUUACAAAGAAAGAAAUGUCACGGAUGAACUAGAGCCAUCUACCGAAAAACAAAGUAAGUUAUCAAUCCAAGUAGGACAGAAAAUCGAUUUAACCAGAGUAUUAUGCAGCUGCUGCAUUUUCGUGUUGCAAAGAAAUUGAACAUGUUUAUACAUUAUUAGCAUAAUUAUUUAUACUGGGUGCCCAAAUAAAAAAAAAUUGAAUUAAAUUAAUUUAGACAAAAAGAAGAACGUACUUAUUUACGUAAUUUAUUGAAUGCAAAAUAUAUUUUACUGCAAUCAUAAAACAGAGAAAAUAUUAAUUUGAAAAAUAAACAUUGCUUUUCGCUUAAAUUAAAUGUUCAACCUGCUAAGAGACUGGUGGGUGGCAACUUUAAUAUUGAAUUUAAGCGAAAAACAGAAGUUAUUUUUCAAAUAAACAUUUUUUCCUGUUUUAGGACAACAGUCAAAUGUAUUUCGGAUUAAAUAAAUUAUAUACAUUCUUCUUUUUGUCUCAAUUAAUUUAAUUAAAAAAAAAUUGGGCACCCUGUAUAAAUAAUCAUGUUAAUGUUUAUAUUAGUGAAUAGAGAAUUGAAUAACCUUUUGAAUGAGCUAUCACACGACCCCUAUUCUCAUUUAAAAAAAAUCGUCGAUUACGUCAUCACACUCAGAUGGCUGACGUGACGUCACUAGUAUGAUAUAUAGGCCAAAUAUAGGCCUAUGCCAAAAAUUAUAAUUUAAAAAUAAAACCGAUCUGUUUCGAGAUUUAUCUCCAGAGUCGCCCGUUCUCGAGAAUAGUAUAUUACUUUAUGAGGCGGAGAAGCAUGACUUUUCUUGACGCGCCCGAUAUUACGCGCCGAACGAAGUAAGGCGCGUAAUAGAGGUCAAGAAGUCAAGAAAAGUGCUUCUUUGCCGAAUAAAGUAUACUAUUUUUUCUUCAAACGUAGCAAUUUUCAACCAUAAAUAGUACAAUUCAUACGCUAUUUUUACUCGAAAUUAACUGUGACGACUAUCAAAGUCGUCUAGAUGUUAGAAAUUAAAAUAAUUAAGUCGUCGGUGGGAUAAACCCUCAUGAUUCGCCAACAUCGGGAAUGAUUGCUGAAAGUUGUGUUCGACCAUCAGUAUCAUCAACAAUUACCAAUGCGUAUCAAGAGUCGGGAACAUUUUUGCACGGUUUCAAUUUUGAAAAUGCCUCAUUAACUAAUUGUACUUUUAAUAUUACUAUAAAUAAAAAUGAUGUUUAAUUGUUGUUAAUGACAUUUGUAUUGUUGCUUUGUGACAUGUUUCAUAUUGUUGCCAUGACAACAUUUUUCCCUCCGCCGUAAAGAAAUGGGAAAAAAACUGCUGCCGGCGGAGACAUCAAACUUUGACAGGAUCAAGUUAGAUAAGUAAUGUCAUCAUUAUUUGACGUUUGAAGAAAAAAUGAAUUUAUUCCAACUUAAACGUCCUCAUUGUAUUUGUUUAUAAGCCAAAAAAUUGGAUAUAACUUUAAAACAGUGCUGAGGCCGCUUAAAUAAUCGGAUUUUAAUUUUGUAAAGUGUAUUAGAUAGGUAGAGCGCCUAUUUAUAAGUAAAGCAAACUUCUAAAUGGUCUACUUUUUAUUCAGAAAGUUUUUAAAAAAUUUGAACUAUUUUUAAAAAAAUUCAGAUUGCAAAAUUAUUAUGCAAAAUCUAUUAGAUCGAUUUUAAUGGUAUUUAGUAGAAGGCUUAAGUAUGCUGUAAGAAUUUUCUAAAAUAAAAACGAAGGUUAUAAGUGCAACCAAAAUGGUUGAAAAACAUUGAAUAAAAACAGGCUUUUCUACCCCCUUAUUUUGAAUUUAUUGCUAUUUUGCAGAAAGGGUAAUAAUUUAAGAUAUUUUAAACCAGUCGUGUAUCAUACAACAUUCAAUUAUCUUUACUUUAUUUCCCUACGACUUUGUUCCAAAAUGAAUCUUUUUAAAGUUAUAGGCAAUGAAAGUAGAAAAAAAUCGACGUUUUUCGAAAUGUUUAAAUAUUUUAAUUUUUUAUUAAUGUUCCGGGCAUAUUGAGAAGGAGCAUAAGUCAAUUAUAAUUAUUGAAGUUGUCACCUAACUUUAUCUGAAAAAUCCGAAUGCCGCCUCUCACAUCCACCUCAAAACAGAUCCGCCUUGGUCUAUUAGCUUUAUGAGAUGAAGACCAGUUUUAUACAAAAAUGUAAACGUAUAUUGUUUUAAAUGUACUGUUUUACCUAACAAGUCUUAAAUCGAUGAGAACUAGGUGAAACAGCUAUGCCUUGUUUUUCACUGCAGAUGUUAUAUAUUAGUACGUGAUCAUCUGCCUUAAAUAAUUUCUUCUCUGACAUAAGAAAGCCGUAUAUUCUUUUCUUCUUCCUGUGUCAUGCUCUAUUAUCAGGCAUUGGCUAUCAAGUGGGCUAGAGUCCUUUUCGUGAGCAUUUUUCAGUGCGUCACAGUUUUUCGAUUUCUUUCCAACGCAUUAAAUUGUAUGUGACAGAAAAAAAUGUGACAUUUAUAACAUUUAUUCUAGUUGUUCUGGUUGUCGAUAGAUGGCGCUAUAAUCGAAAAAAAUUAUUUACGAAUUAUAUAAUAUAUCUACGAAUAUAAUCUGUACAAUUUAUAAGACUAUACAAAUCAAAGAAAAUACCAUUUUAUAAAUGCAAUAAACACAAUUGAUUUGUUUUUAUGCCAAAUUGCAAAUAAAAUGUGACAAUUGUCAGAUUUAACUAAAAUGUCAUGUUAGAAUAAAUGUCAUAAAUGUGUGUUAUCACGGACUUACCUUUUUUCUAUCAUUUGUGACGCACUGAAAAAUGCUCAUGAAAAGGACUUUAUACCAAUUUUUUGAUAGAGAAGGAAUGCACAGGAUCUGUUAAACCAUUCACUCAGGUUUCUAAGCCAUGAAGGUCUUCUUCGACCUGGUCCACUUCUUCCGUCUAUCAUACCUUAUAUUAUUAAGUGAAUUUGCGUGAUGCUAACAUGACCAAAAUAUAAGUUGUCCCAAGUACUUUUUGAUGCUUUUCAAGGAUUCUUAGUGUUACUCUGGUAAGUCUUCAUACACCCUUGCGCUUCUUCCCAUAUAUUUACGGUUUACGUGUGGGAGUGACGUUUGGCAAUUUCCGCGAUUGUUGUAGUAGGCUAUUGAUUAUAUUCAAAAUAAGAGAGCUAAAAGGAACUACAACGUUAACGGGAUUUUAUUAUCUCAUAUGGUCAAUGGACCUCUAAAUUUGAAAAAAAACCGAAGAGUGCUACCAUUUAGAUGGGUGAAUUUUUUAGAAAGGGGUGAAUUAGUUUCUAGGCACAGGGUGAAUUAGGGUGAGUUCUAUGCACUUUUGGUACAAACAAGUCUACAGGAAAAUAGUUCCAGGUUACAUUUACUAUCAAAAUAUCACAUUUUAAAAUCAAAAAUAUUUUUUGUUACAAAAAUAUACUCGAAAGAAAAUCAAGAAAAAAACACGAAAGAAAGCAAUUUUGUUUUUUGUCCCAUAACUUUUUUCCACAGGGAUAUCGGUAUAGGCAUUGCUUCAGCGAAAAAUAACAUUCAUCCUUCCUCUUUGAAAUGACUUUUAGUAAAAGUCUCUAGCAUUGGCAGUUUUUGAAAUAUGAUUUUUCAAAGUUCGCCGCUUACAACAUUUUUGGGCCACUUUCCCCAUUAUUUCGCAAACAUUGUUCCGUAACUUUUUCUACGCAUUUCUAGGUAUUUAUAUUUAGUACAAAGAGAAGUCAAUUACCUUUACAAUGGUCUAUUGUGUAAGGUUGUACGACUAUUUUUAAGCAAGUUAUGGUUUUUCAAGAUUUUAUACUUUUAAUGAUUUUUGAUAUUGUUUAUGAUUAUUUUUUAAAAUUUUCAUUUUAACUUUUUUUCUUGUACAUUUAGGUAUUACACAUUGUAAAACAAAAAAAAGCAUAUUUUCUUUACUUUAAAAUGGUGUAUUGCAAAAAAAAUUAAGGACUAUUUUGAGACAAUAUAUCCGUAGAAUAUCCAAGAGUAUCCGUAAUUUGAGACAAAUUUUAAAAAAUUUUAUUUCUUCAAUUAGAAAAGUAUGAUUGCAUAUUGUAACAUAAUUUUUAAUUCCAAAUAACUUUUAUUAAUAACACUUUUCGAUAUUGUGAAAUACAAAGGUACUUUACUCUUGAGCGAAAUUCAUUUUUUUAACAUACCUCGUACACUAUUGAUAAAAUUUUAUACCUGGUGAUUGUAUCUUAGGUACUAGACCAGGGGUUCCCAAACUUUUUUGUACCACGCCCCCUUUUUUGAAAUGAAAGCUUCUCGCGCCCCCUCCCCCUUACAAUAAAUUGUAUGCGCCUAAAUAGGAACAAAACAAAUACAAAUAAGUAUUAGCUUGAAAACAAAACAUUUAUUUAUUCUGCCAUAAGAUACAACAGUAUCAGUUUCCAUAAAAUACAAAAAUUAAUAAUAAAAGAAAAAUAGAUUAUGUUGCUUAGUGAGAUGAAUGUGCUUGCAUUUUAUUUACUAGUAUUCCUAUUCGUGGCUGAGUUUUAGUAAGUGCACAGCACAAGUCACUGGCAACAUCAAGUUUAUUCCGAUACUUUGUUUUAAUUGCCACAAGUGUUGAAAAUCGCACAAAUAGUUACUUGAAAAAGGCAAAUGUAAAUGAAGAGCUUCCCGUGAUACACUUUGAAAUAUUUUAACCAAAAUGAAGGUUUGGCCAUUAUAACAAAGUAUUUGGCAGAGGAAUCGUGCAAAAAAUCAUUUGGAUUUAUUUGCAAAGCAUCUUCUUGAAGUGAUUCAUGCAGGGAGUCUAUGUUGACAUGGAAUGGAUCAGUUGACAUUCUGUAAAUAAAAUUGUCACAGGUGUUUGGGAAGUAUUUCUGGAACUCUUCAAUUAGGCUCUCCAAAUGGUUUGAUAUUUGGAUUUUCAAACUUGAUCCUUCAUAAAUGUCCUUUCUUCUGCGUGUUUCUUCUGAGAUUGGCUCUACUUUAGAGAAAUUUGAAUAAUUUCAGGGGUUUGCUGAUAUUUUACGCCUCCAAAGUGGAAAGCCUCCAUCACAAUGAGUAACUACUAUAUUUGAGUCUCCACCCUGCAGUUUUAGGUUGAGGAUGUUCAACGAGUCAAAGAUGUCUGACAAAUAAGCCAAUAUUACUUGGGUACAAUGUUUUUUAAAGGCCAUGUUUAGCUCAUUUUCCUUUUGGUAUUUCAAGGUGAUUACUUCAUCUCAAAGGUCAAAUAAUCUUACCAACAUGUUUCCUUUUGAGAGCCAUCGUACUUCUGUAUGAAGUAGCAGUGUUUUGUGAUCACUUUCUAAAUCUUCACAAAGCGUUUUAAACAGUCGAGUAUUCAACGAACUGUUUUUUUAUGUACUUCACUACUUUAAUACACAACUUUAAGACAGCCAUACGUUCAUUUGGAAGGGGUUUUGCUGCCAAGGCUUGUCGAUGUAUAAAACAGUGUAUCCCAAUCACAUCAGCAUUUUUCUCGAUUACUAAUUGCAAAUAGCCUGAGCGAAAACCUAGCAUUGAAGGUGCGCCAUCUGUACAUAAACUGAUCAGUUUUUGUCAAGAGAGUUCAUGUUUGUCAAAAAACUCUCACACUGCUUUCAUAACAUUUAAUAGCUUUUGUCGUGGUUUCCAGUCUCCAACUCUGUAGAAAAGAGUAGCUUGUCUUUCAUUCUUUCGUUUUGAAUAUACCGAACAUAAAUAAUUAACUGAUAACAUUGUGCUAUGUCAGUACUCUCGUCUAGCUGAAUAGCAAAAAAUGGCGAUUAUUUUAUUGCAUCAACUACCUGGUUUUGUACGUCUUCGGUCAUAUCAUUAAUGCGGCGUUUCAUGCACAGUGUUGUCAAAAAGAGGUAUUUGAGAUAACCUUUGCUUACUCUGCGCUACCAGACACAGUUUAACAAGCGGUUAGUAUUGAAUUUUAGAAAAAUAUAACUAAAUUUAAUUUAAUGUUCAACUUGUCUCGCGCCCCCCCUGAUAUGUUCUCACGCCCCCCAGGGGGGGCGCGCCCCCCAGUUUGGGAACCGCUGUACUAGACUAUGCAGAGCAUUUUAUAAAGAAUAACUUUUUUUCAUAAAGUUGAUAAUAAAAAAGUUUUCCAUAUGAUAAACCAUACAGGAGUAAAAACUUCUUUUGUAUAUUGGUAUAAAAAGUUUUAUUAAAAAACAUAAAAGUCCUCCAAAAGGAUUUGCAAAACGUUUUCAAUCUGAAUCAGAUCAUCCUCAGUGCGUUCUGCUUCGUAAAAGAAACUAGCAACUUUUUGAAAAAGGUUACAUCGAUAUUAAUGGUUUACAUAAUACUUAAAUGAUAUUUGUAGCGACUCCAAGUCGAUGUUACAAGAUGAAAUGUGCUAGGAGUGCUCAAAGGGCAACAUGGUUCCCUGCUCGUUAAGAACUUGUGGUUCUUGCCAGUUCAAUGGACACAGACCAACUUAUGUUGUUUAUGUUUUGUUAUGUUUUUUAAUAAAACUUUUUAUACCAAUAUACAAAAGAAGUUUUUACUUCUGUAUGGUUUUUUAACUAUGGUAUACAGCCAGCUACGGGGACUUUCCCAUUGAUUUUCCAUAUGGUUCCAACUUAGUGGGAUCUAUUGCAUGUGUAUAUGUCACAUUUUAAAAAAGCAUAUCUCGUUUAAAAAUAAUCCUAGAAUUUUUUACGAUGCACCAUUUUAAAAUAAAGAAAAUAAGCUUUCUUUUGUAUUUAGCAAUGUAUAUAUCUAAAUAUACAAUAAAAAUAGUUAUAUUGAGAAAUUUAAAAAUAAUCGUAAAAUAUAUCAAAAAUUAUUAAAAGUAUAAAACUUUGAAAAACCAUAUCUUCUUCCUAUUAAAUGUAACAUUGCAUUUACCUAAAGCUACGUAAAAAAAAGUUACAGAACAAUUUUUGCGAAGUAACAAGGAAAAUGUCCCAAAAUCGCUGUGAGUGGCGAACUUUGAAAAAUCAUAUUUUGGAAACUCUAAAUCAUAGGUACUUCUACGAAACGUCAUUUUAAAUAGAAAGGAUGGAACUUUUUUUUCUGUAAAGCAAUGCCUAUAGCUAUAUCUCCGUGGAAAAAAGUUAUGGGGCAAUAAACAAAAUUGCUAUCUUUCGUGUUUUUUCUUGCUUUUCUUUUGAAUGUAUAUUUGUAAAAAAUAUAUUUUUUACUUUUAAAUGUGAUCUGUGUGACCUGGAACAAUUUCCCUGUAGACGUGUUUGCACGAAAAGUGCAUAGUUAGAACUCACCUUAAUUCGCCCUGUGCCUAGGGACUAAUUCACCCCUUUCUCAAAAAAAGCACCCCUUUAAAUGGUAGUACUCAGCGGUUUUUUCAUAUUUAGAGGUCCAUUGACUAUAUGAAAUAAUAAAACCCCGUUAACGUUGUAGUUCCUUUCUAAAACACAUAAUCAAUAGCCUAUAGUUUUAUAAACAAAAAUAUCACCAGGUCCUACUAGGACCUACCAAAUAGAUCACCACAUAGGCCUGCCGCCUUCCUAGCUAGAUGGUCAGCAAUGCGGUUGCCUCUAUUCCCAUUGUGUCAUAACCCACCUCAGGAGGAUGUAAUUACCAUUCAAAGUAGCGCUUGGCUGCACUUGUUCAAGGU